Molecule: messenger RNA, 1375 nt
Organism: Archocentrus centrarchus (flier cichlid)
Lineage: Eukaryota; Metazoa; Chordata; Actinopteri; Cichliformes; Cichlidae
Product: complement C1q-like protein 2
Exons: 4
Coding region: 32-745 (237 amino acids)
Molecular function (GO): protein binding
Source: RefSeq, a predicted model, not a curated record
GUCCUCCUGUUAUAAACCCUCAGCUUCAUGGAUGAUGGUCACACAGCAGAGUUCUGCAGACAGAAUGAAGAUCAUCGUGUUUUCCUCACUGCUGCUUCUGGUCUGCUCUGUUUCAGCAGAUCAGACGGAGACUGAAAGUCUUCAGCAGACGACUGCAAACCAGCACCCCUGUUUACAGGACAUCCAUGCAGUGCUGAGAGAGCUGACCGCCUCACUGGCUGUACUGAAAGAGCAGAUCUCUGUCCUACAGAGAGAGAAUCAAGAUCAUGAAAACAAACUCAAAGAGGUGGAGAGACAGAAAACUGAGAUCGAACAGCUGAAGCAGCAGCUGAAAGCCAAUCAGGUGGCUUUCUCUGCUGCUCAGUUUGAUAAAGGUGAAGGAAACACUGGACCCUUUAACACACAGACUACUCUGACCUUCAAACAUGUUGUCACAAAUAUUGGAAAUGCCUACAACUCACACACAGGUAUGUUCACAGCACCAGUCAGAGGAGCCUACCACUUUGAAUGGCACAUAUAUGGACAUGGAGACAUUCGUACAGGAGCUUAUUUGUUCAGGAAUGGAGACUAUAUUUUUAGUGCAUAUGAACAUCCAACAUCUGGUGGUGUGAGUGGCUCUAAUGGAGCGUCACUACUUCUAGAGGUUGGAGAUCAGGUGUAUGUACGUCUCUGGGAUGCUACAAGGGUAUAUGACAAUCAAAAUCAUCAUAACACCUUCAGCGGUCAUCUGAUUUUCACCAUGUGAGAGGGGUGGAAAUCAAUACUUCCUGUUUGUAUUGUGGGGUGGGUGUGGCUUAGCCAUUUUUAGAAGUAACACAGGAAGUAAAUCACCUGCUCGAAUCAGUUUCUUGCUCUCUCUCUCUUCCUGGUUGGGUGUUUAUUUGUUUCUACUUCUCUUCUGAUUCUACUCAGAUUCUCGACUUCUUCUUUUAUCUGUGAUUCACAUAAAUCCAGUUCAGUGCUCAGUGAUUCUCUUCUUUGUCCUUCCUUUGAGUCGGGUCUUCAUAAAGUGCUGCUCCUCCAUUAGCUAAUGACUCUUUUCUAUAAGUUGGUAAAGCGCUUUAUUUUUGAUUUGGUGAUUGCUGACCCUGAUUACUAAGUUCCUAUUAAGUUCAGCAAAAUCCAAAAGUUCCUCUUUUUUCACAUAUUUGAUAAUCCUGGAGAUAUUUUUCUGAAACACUUAAAAGAUGUUAAACUUAAUGUGACAAUCAUGAUAAAACUGUAAGCAGUUCUGUCAGUGCUGUGGAGGAAUUGAUCGAAGCUGAAAUGUUUCCUUAUUUUCAUCUGUGUCUGAAUCCAAAUCCACUCACAGAAAACUGACUGUAAACUUCCUCAGGUGCAUUUCUUUCUGUCUUUAGUUUCAAAAUAAAUGCAU